CUAAUGGAAUGUGGACAAAUUGACUUGGCAAAUUUACUCAAUAGUAAAAAUGGAAAGCCUAUAAAAAUAGAUUUUAUCCGAACAUGUUGGCAACAGAUGCUCGAAGCUGUCUACACGAUUCAUUUGGAAAAAAUCGUUCAUUCAGAUUUGAAACCAGCAAACUUCAUUAUAACUGAUGGAUCCCUAAAAUUAAUUGAUUUUGGUAUAGCAAGAACUAUACAGAACGAUACUACAAAUAUUCAUAGGGAGCAACAGGUUGGAACAAUAAAUUACAUGUCACCAGAAGCUAUUCAGGAUUACAAUGCUAAUAAUAAAUCUGAAGGAAAAUUAAUAAAACUGGGACGUGCAAGCGACGUUUGGUCUUUAGGCUGCAUUCUUUAUCAACUAGUUUAUGGUCAUACGCCAUUUGCCCAUCUAAACAUGUAUCAAAAAUUCAAAUGUAUUCCUGACCCCGAUUACGAUAUCGAGUUUCCUCCGACUUCCAGUUUGAUAUACAAUGCUAAUCAAGCACAUUCAGCUGAUGAAAACGAGAUUAACCAAGACGUUCCGGUUGAUGAAAAUUUGCUGAGAAUUAUGAAAAAUUGUUUGCAAAGAAAUCCUAAAGCCCGAGCCACAAUUCCAGAGUUGUUGGCUGAUCCUUUUCUUAGUGGGUCAUAUGUAAAAG
Ambispora leptoticha is the source of this 664-nucleotide messenger RNA. The record is from the annotation of a GenBank genome assembly. NCBI's taxonomy places the organism in Eukaryota, Fungi, Glomeromycota, Glomeromycetes, Archaeosporales, Ambisporaceae.